This is a messenger RNA of Owenia fusiformis, 6674 nucleotides long. Lineage: Eukaryota; Metazoa; Annelida; Polychaeta; Sabellida; Oweniidae. The record is from the annotation of a GenBank genome assembly.
AACAAAUUCAACAUGGCGAAUAUUUUUAAAAAUUUUAAAAUUUAUAGAAAUCAUCACUGAUUUCUCUACAAUCGAAGUACUCAGCGCAUAACUGUUUGGUGUAUUCUGUUUAGUUACAAUAUUUUUCAGAAGAAAGAUGAGUGACAAGGAUCAUAAAUGUGAUUUAUGCAAUGUUGCAUAUGCAACUAAAGAGGAGUUGGAGAAUCAUAGUGUUUGCUUGAUGCACCACAUAAAGAUUGAGCAGAAAAACAAAGGCUCCUCUCAUGAGUGUAUACUGUGUAAAGAAAUCUUCAACAAUCUAACGGCAUAUUCUAGCCACUUAAACAGUGAACAACAUCGCUUGAAGGUUGGAAAAACGUCAUCAGGAACUGGCAAAAUAUACUUUACAUCCCCAAAAAGAACAGCAGACACUAUCCCAAAACGGAAAUCUCUUGAAAAGAGAAACAGUUUAGAACCCAAGAAAUCUCCAGAUCUAGAAAGGGAUCAAGAUCGAAAGCAAGAUAGCAAAGAGGAGAUGAACUGGCAAGGAAAUCAAGGGAUGUAUCAAAGUGGGAAUUAUAAUGAUGGUUUUAAUAGGAACAAUCAAAGUAGAUAUGGUGGAAAUCAAGGGGGUUUUAUGGGAAAUAAUCAAAGUGGUUGUAGCACAAAUAUUGACAAUAGAAACUUUCAAAAUCAAUGGGGGCAAAAUGAUAACUAUAAUUCUAGCAGAGGGCAUAGAAACUAUGGAGGAUAUCAUCGUCAAGACUUUGCUUGCAAUGAUUUCAUGUCUGAUGACUUCACAAAUAAUGACAAUAGAUCUCCCAAAGAAUAUGGAUAUAGAGGUCGUGGGCGAGGACACUGGAGAGGAAGGGGUGGUUGGAGAGGCCAUGGUGCAGACAAUUCAUACAGUGAUAGAUAUGAGUCUUACGAGCAUCAUAGUCGAAAAUGGACAAAUGACGAUUAUCGAAAACGUGACAAUUAUACCCCAUCAAAGUGGGGUAGUCAUAAACCUGGCUACAGAGAUGCUCGGGAUGAUAAAUCUGGGGGUAAAGAUUCUUACAGACAGCCAAAUAAUGACAAACAAGAUGAGAAAAAAACAAAUGAUCCCACAGAAAAAUUAAAAGACUUCAUAGGUUCGUUCAAUAAAAAUUCAAGCGAAAAACCACGUUUCGAUAGCAAAUUUUCUCUUGAUAGAAAAGGUACAUAUAAAAAUAGUCGAUCAAACUCCCCUGUGAGCAAAAGAUCAAGGUCUCCUACAAGGUCAAGAUCUCCUAACAGGUACGAGAGACAAUCAAAAAAUUACAAGACUUAUGAAAGGGAUGACAAACAUUUAAAAGACAAAAAGUCAUAUUCUGGAGAAAGUACUCCUCAUUCUAAAAACAAUAGGUCAAGCAGUAGACCCCCAUCUAGGGGAGAACCCAGUGGAAGUAGAAGCAGAACCCCAGAUCCAAAACAAAGUAGUGAAUCUAAACCAAUUACGGGAUUAACUGAUAGUGAAAAAAGCAAGUCACAAGAUUUGUUAAAUAAAUCUCCCCUAGAAUCAGCAACGAGACUUCUGAAUAGACGUAGCAGCUUUGAUCCCAAACUUGAUGCUCGUAAACCAGAUAAACCACUGCAUGGACCUGUAUCAAGAGAUUCACCAAUAAUGAGGUCUUUAUCAGAACCCCAUAGAAGUAAAUCCCUGGAGCCCCCUGGGAGAGCCUCUCCACCCAAGAAGACUCAACCACCCACAGUUCAGAAUCAGACCCCAGAGAAAGAGGACAUCACAGAAAAAGCAAGGAGAAUUGUGGAAAGUGCACGCAAGCAAAGAGAGGACGCAAAAAUGAUUAGAGAGAAUAGAGAAAAGGGAAAACAGGAGCUAAGAACAAAAGAACUACAGAGUAAGAUACAAAAACUAUCUGACAAAGAUAAUUUACAUAUAAAAGGUCUCAUACCUAAUAAGCCUCCAGAUGAAGUCACUAAAGCCAGAUCAGACACAUCAAGUCUCAGAAAAGAUAUGUCUUCCUCUUCCAAUGAAACACUAUCUGAUCAACUUUCUAAAGAUCUAAGAAAAACAGACACAAACCCAUCUCAAAAAAGUUUAUCCGAUUUGGGUAAAGAUGCUUCCCUUCCGAGUAGAAUUAUUAAGGACAUGAACAAAAUGACUGGUCCGUCAGGCAGCUCUUCAAACAGACCCACAACCUCCUUACUUGGUCUUGUAAACUCUAGAACUAAAAAAGACCAGAUAAAAAUUUCUAAUAUUGUCAGACAACAUGCCCUUAAAAAGCAACAAAGGCCUAAGAUGGUUUUAAAAGAGCCAGAAUUUGAGAACCAAAAUGUGGAGCGUCUGGAUUAUAAUAACCUACCUGAGGACAUUGCUGAGUUAAUACGACGUGAUCUUGGAAAGAAUGAGGUUAGCUCAGAUGAAGCGAGUUCCAGGGAAGAAACGACCUUGGGAAUCUCCUCUCUUGGGUUAAAAAGGCGACGAACUACAUCAGAAACAUCUGCGACUACUGAGCAGUUUAGUGCGGGGAAGAGAAUAAAGAUGGAAGAAAUGAAACAAGAAGGUACAAAGGCACCUUCACUUGAUGACAACACGAGUCUGGGAGAAUCCCAAGGCUUCGAUAUAAAAUCUUCUAUCGAUAGUAAUCAAAACUCAACUAUUCAACUGGAAGAUAGCCUUACACAUAGUGAAACAUCAAAAACACAAUCUGAAUUAUCUAAAACACCAAGAAUAGGUAGUAUGGAUAUUGAGGCUAAGAAAGUGACUCAUUCUGAUAAAGUAAAUUAUUCUGAAAGCCUCCUCACCCUCCAGUCUCAUAACCACACUGAAAAGCCCCUAUUCAAUGCCAUCCAUCAACCCAAAAAUGUAGAAUUCAAAAACCUCCUUUCUGGAAAUGUCCUAUCCCAAGAUCUCCAUUCUAAGAAUAUCCCAUCUGACACCCAAUCAGAGAGUCUUGAUUCCAAAGAUGUUUACUCUGAAAGCUCAAAUAUUCAAUGUGGCAAUGCCAAAAAAGUCCAAGAGGAAUCAUGUAAAACUAUAGACGAUAAGUUAGAUGAGUUGGAUGAUAACAUCAGUUUAACAAUUGACUAUGUGAUUAACAAAUACAAAAAGAUAUCUGAAGAACAAAAGGUGAAUGCAACAGCCGUUAAUAAAGUCACUUCUUCUACAAAUGACGAUCUCUCAUUAUUUGACUUCGAUAAAUCUAGUCAUAGUAUUGACACAGCUCAACACAUGAAGAAUAAAUUGAAUUUGACACCAGGUGAAACCAAGGCCAGAACUUCAGAUAAGAAUAUGUCUUCAACUUAUGAAAGUGUGUCUAGUAAACCCAUAAGGAAAAGACAAUUAUCUGGGUCAUUAGAGAAAAGGUCUGACAGAAUGCAAUCUGAACAUUCUGACACUUCAGAAAUAUCUAGGCCUGUCAGAAGAAAUAGUACAGAGAGAACAGAAGGUAAUGUUAGAGAUAGAGACAAUAUAAGAGACCAUAGACCUAACAGUGUGGAGAAUUUACUCAUGAACAAAUUAUUUGAAAAAGGCGUGAUUUCACAAAAUGACUCCAAUUCAGACACUCAUAGCAUGGUCUAUAAUGCGCCACAACGACAUGAGAAACCGUCUCAUGCAUCAUCACCUCUGAAUCAGUCAUUUGAGACUGAAGCUGCCAAGCCCAUUGUGGAUACAAAAUUAGCAUUUUCCCCUGCAAGCCAGGCUAGUGAGACCAGCACAGUGUCGACAGUUUUAGAGAUUAGUUUACAAGAGGAAGAGGUCAGACAAGAAUUAAUUGUGGUCGGGGACAGGAUAUCACGUUUAGUGGCAAUUUUGGAGAAGACAAAACAUGAUCUUAGACAGGCAGAAUUACGGAAAUGCCAGUUACAGCAGAGGGAAAUCAAGCUAAGGGAAAAAAGGAUAAAUAUCUUACAAGGUGCUGUUAAAACAUCAUCAAUUUCCUCAGAAAAUAUUAAGUCAGAGAAAUCUGCCAACACAGUUGUGUGUUCAACUGCAAGGAGCAGUGCUACAUCCCUCUUUCAGGGAAAUGGGAUUCAUCUAGAUCCUAACUCAACCCUGGAUCUAUCUGUAGUCAAAUCUGAACCUCCCUCUCCUACUGCUGUUAAUGCCUUCGAGUUAACUAGAGAUGAAUCCAUCAUGUCUGUGGAUCAGAGUGCCUUGAUCGAUCAGUCUUGCCUAUCAACUGGUAGUGAGCUCCCUCUAGGGAUGAGUGCCCAUCAUCCCAGCUUACAGCCAGUUGACAAUCAGCUUGACACAAAUGUAAACAAACCAGAGUCUCUUUUAUCCAGAGUCCAUCGGAUUUCCUCGAGCUCUAGGACCUCAAAUGACUCCGAAGGGUAUAAUCUGCAGUAUGUUGGCACCCUGGAGGGCAAACAUAAAAUAGUGAAAAAACUUGCGGUUAAUUUAGCUGAUUUGAAUCACUCUCCAUACAUGUUUGUGGAUGAGAAAGAACUGAGUGAAGCUGAGGUGGAGCAGAAUAUAACUGAUACCUCCAUUGAAACUGUGGAUACUAGUACUAUAGGUACAUUUAGAGGCUCCAUAGGGGGUGAAUCUCUUGGGGCAGUUAUUGCUAAAAAAGCCAGGUCAAAUAGUGAUGCAUUCAAGAGACCUACCACCCCAGUGGAACCCCAGCAGGACCCUGAUUCUAGUAUACCCUCAAUUGACAUUCAUAAGCCAAACAAAAAUGCAUCAAGCCCUAAUGCAUCCAUGACUAGCCAAUCAACACUUAAUGUGAAAAAGAAAAAGUCCUCACAAUUUUACCCAGAACCUGGGUCAAACAAAAAGAAACAAUUAAAAAAGACUAAAGAUCGUAAAUCAUCAAAAGCAGAAGUUUUAGAUUCAAGCUCAGACAGUAUUAACAUUGAUAAAAGCAAGAAGAAGCGAAAAAGAAGUAGCAAAAAGAGUGAUAAGUCUAAAUCCCCUGACAGUACUCAAUUUGAUGAUACAAAUGAAGAUGGUGCCCUCUUUAUUGACACAAGCCCUGAAAAAGCUAACAAGCCUACCUCAUCUCCUAAAAAGAAAAGGGGAAGGAAGUCUACCAAGGAAGAUACCCCAUCCCAAGUGACAACAUCCUAUGAGCUGGAACUGACUGAGGGCAUCUAUGAAGGUCACCAUAAACCUGUCCUGGGUAUACAGGUGUAUAAGGAUAGUUUAUACACUUGCUCCCAAGAUUGUACAGCCAGACGUUAUGAUCUCAAGACAUUUGAGCUACUUAGAGAGUACACUGGUCACAAGUCAACAGUGCAUUGCCUUGUGGUUCUUGAGAUGGCCAACCGGCUUAGUAAACCUGUUGAUAUGCUCUACACAGGAGCAUUUGACAAGUACCUCAUUGGCUACAAUGUGGAGACUGGAGACAUGGUGAGCAAGUUUGGCUUUCAAUCACGCAUCCACUGUAUGACUCAAGCCUGGGGGAAACUCUAUAUAGGACUAGGAGAUGGAUUUGUAGUGGACUUCAGCUUGAAGACAUCAAAAACCAAUGAGUCAUAUAAGGUGUCCAAUACGAAGAUCAGCUGUAUCGCAACUGCCAAGGAAGGCUAUACCAAACUAUUGAUUGUUGGAGCAUUUGAUUGCUUCAUCUCCAUCAGGGAUGCUAGUUCAUGGCUGCCAUUGAGGACUUUAGAGGGACACAGCAAGACUCCAUAUUCCAUGGUGGCCUUGGGGGAUUAUCUCUAUAGUGGUUCAGCAGACAACACAGUGAGGGUCUGGAAUAUAUCAGAAGGAAAUCAGGUGGAUUCUAUUACCCACAGUGGAUACGUCACAAAGCUACAUGCAUGCAAGAAUAUUGUCAUCUCUUUAGACCUGAAUGGGAACAUCAGAUGUAUAGACACAGCAAAGAAGAACCAGAUUGUUCAGCAAUACAGACUAAGAGAUGGGGCUCAGGGGAUGUCUAUGGAAUUUGAUCCUGCCAACAACAUGAUGUUUGCUGGCACAAAAGAUGGCCAUGUGCAAUCAAUAAAAUAUCUUCCCAACAUCAGAAUACCAUGCAAGUUUGGAAACUGUAGCAAUAUAUAUGCUAACAAUGAUGCUGUUAAGGAGCACAUAGUUUUGGACCACCUGACCCCCAAUGAUGGCAUGUUGCGCUGUUCUUGGAGGGGAUGUAGAGCCUGGCUGAAUAUGAAGACCAGCAAUGAUAUGGCGAUGGAGCACUUAGAUGAACAUUUGAAGAAUCAAGGAGGAAACACUUCAAGUUCAACUGUACAGGAUAAUACAACAUAAGAUGAUGUAAUUAAUCAGAGAGCUCAAAUAUUUAAUAAUACACCCUAGAAUAUUAAAAAUGGGACUGAGUCAACAUUCUGCAAGUGAUAUUUCAGUAUGAUCAAAUGGUCCCAUCUUCGCGUUUAUUAUGAAAAUACUAAAACUUGUGAAAUGAAGUGUGUAGUCUUCAACAAAAUGCAGUAUAUAGUUUGAUACUAUACAAUGAACAAAAGGACAUGUAGUGUAACACAUGUAACACACUGCAACAUACAAGUAUAGUAUGUUACAGACUGAGAUGAAAUGCAUGAUACAACACAAGGCAUUUUCAAGGCAAUACAAUAUUAUAAAGUAUUAUAUAGUACUUACACCCCAGUCACAUUUCCUUCGCCGACCGUGCGGUCUAUCAUGUCUGCAGUCAGUAACAUUUCUACGCUUGCUGUGGAAUUUCUGCGGUCUGAUACUUUUGCAGUCGCAUUUCCUACGGCAGCCGCAUGGCGAGUUUUUGAAUUUCUGUUGA